Dreissena polymorpha is the source of this 1773-nucleotide messenger RNA. RefSeq names its product coadhesin-like. NCBI's taxonomy places the organism in Eukaryota, Metazoa, Mollusca, Bivalvia, Myida, Dreissenidae. Gene Ontology annotation, molecular function: protein binding. Bases 99 to 1499 code for a protein of 466 amino acids. The record is from RefSeq and is a predicted model, not a curated record. The transcript is spliced from 10 exons.
AAGGAGACGUGUUAUCUCUCGAGUUUUUAUGUUCAGGAGCGACACAUUAGUUCCUAACUAGCCCAGAACGAUACGUGUUCAUAGUAUAAACGGAUGUAAUGUGUUUCAAAAUGGGACAUGUGGGCUUGUUCGCAGGGGUCCUAAGUCUGCUUCAUACCACAGUAGCACUCGAGUGUUUCACGUGUAGCAACGUCACUUCUCUCUCUGAGUGCCACACGACCGUUUUCUGUGGGAUCGAAGAGAAGUGUUUCACUAACCUACAAGAUAACCCGGGAAAUUCGAUGUUCAGUCUCGGGUGUCGACCAGAAUCACAAUGCGUUCAGCCAUCUUCCGGAAUCAUAGGCCGCGAGGUGUCGAGCUCGAGUCUGGACCUGGCGGAUCCGGCUGUAGACUGUGAACAGUGCUGCUCCGUGAAUUACUGCAACAAGCAAUUAUGUAGCAGAGCACACAUCACCGGUUCCGGUACAGAUGAAUGCCAAGACAGUCCGGGGUUUAACUGCGAGCUCGUCAGCGCCACGUUCAACAUCUGUGCGGACAUCCACCACGCCAAGUCCGUAUGCCGGAAGUGGUGCGGACUGUGCGACCUAGUGGACGGCGGUUGGAGCUCCUGGGGAGAGUGGUCGCUCUGUGAGCGAACGUGCGGGCGUAGUCAGCGAAUCCGGCUCAAGGAGUGCACCAACCCCGCCCCUGCCCACGGGGGCCUCGAGUGUCCCGGAAACAGGGCCGAGUUUGAUAACUGUACCGGGGUUCCCUGCCCAAUUCCCGGUGAAUGGUCGGCCUGGACGUAUUGGGGCGCAUGCGCAGUGUCGUGUGGUAUGGGGUUAGCUGCAAGGACCCGGAUGUGUAACAACCCUUACCCGAACUAUGGCGGGGACCAUUGCUUCGGCAGUCCGUCCGAAUAUAAAGCUUGCUUCACACAGGGUUGUCAUGAUGGCGCGUGGUCAGACUGGCAAGCCUGGGGAGCAUGCUCCAUGACCUGCAACGGCGGAAUAAGGUCCAGGUCGAGAACGUGCGAUUACCCCGCCCCUUCUUUGUUUGGCAGGUCAUGUCCAGGCGACAGUAAGGAAUACAGCUCCUGCUCAACAACUACUUGUCAGGCGUCUUCUGGAACCCAGCCCGCAAUCUUCUUCACAGUGACGACGCCGACGGGAUAUCUGUUCCAGGAGAACGUGCCAAUGUUCUCCGUCGUCGUCGUUAAUCAGGGCCACGCUUACGAUCAGCGCACGGGGCAGUUCGUGACUCCCGUCGCCGGCGUGUACGAGUUCUACGUAGCGUUCAUCUCCAAAAACGCUACCACACAGUGCUUCGUGCGUCAGAACCGCAACAUUAUGGUGUACGCCCUCGCCAAUGGCGGCGAUAGCAGCUGGCAGUCGGCGUCUGCUUCCGCGUUCCUCCACUGUGACGUGGGAGACCACGUGGACUUGUCAUGCGGCGGCUGGCAGUACGUCGACCAUAACGCCUCCACUAUGUUCACCGGUGCGUUGAUGCGGGCAGACUAGACUUUGUAUUAUUCAUGUUAUAUAAAUAUAUACAUAUGCAAUAAAUAUCCUUUCUUUUACAUGUAUUUGUAUCUAAUUAAUAUAAAAAUUAACACAUUUUAUACAACAAGUCUGAGAAUACACUUAAUGAAACCCUUUAACGCAAUGUUCACUGGGGCGUUGAUGCGCGCAGACUAGACUUUGUAUUUAUUGCACACGUAUUUGUUUAUGUGAACAUAUAUCCUUAAUAUUACAUACAUAUGCAUAAAUUUGAAUAAAUACACAUUAUUGAAAA